CUUGCCCCACUUCCGUCCGUGUCGACGAAGGAUCUUCCCCACUUCCGCUGCAAAAAAAAAAAGUCCCUUCGUAAUGACGUCAUGCAGCUGGGAAAUAACACGGAAAUAAGUGAUAAAACAUCUGCAGACUGGGGACCUGGCAAGAUUCUGUGCGGUGAAUGAGCGCCCUAGGGCAGACCGCCAAGAUGGUGCAACCCAACGAAGGCUCUGCCGGUAGCUAUGGUCCUUUGUGUGCUGGAGGCUCUGGAGACAUGUCCUUGGGGAAGCCAGAAACGAUUCCACCCGAAAUAUGUAAUCACGAGGCCUUCCUACGCCUGAGAGCUGAGAACCAGGACUUACGAGUGGCUCUGGAGCAGAGUAAUACCAUGCUCAGGACAAGACACGGCGAGAUGCUGGAGUUCCAGGAGGCGCAGAGGAAAGAGCGGGAGUUCAUCGCCAUCAAGUUCAAUGAAGCCAAGAGCCUGGUGCUGAGGUUAACAAUGGAGCGGGACUCCUUUCAAGGGCACCUCGAAGAGACGAAAAGACAUCUGUCAGCGUUGAUGGCCAGAGACCAGGAGGACAUGAGGGAAGGACAGAACGAGGCUAACAGCAGCCCCGGGAGCUCUAUGUCCUCCUGUGAGACUCUGACCCAGAGUAUGUGCGAAACACUGAGAGAGACGGCACGGAAUCACGUGGGGCCACCCCGAGCUGAGCAGGACUUGCAAAGGUUGAUGGAAGCGAACUUGAAACUGGAAAACGAGCAAAAUCGGAUCUUGGACUCUGCAGCUACAAAUGGGGUCAGAAUGCGGGAGGAGCCUGAAGUCAGGAACCCCGCAGCAAAAGUAGACGUCCUGCAGGGAGCAGGGGGCAGACAUUCAAGGGCUGAGCAAGAUCUCCAGGAGAAGCUGCGGGAGGCCCAGAGACGGAAUAUUCAUCUCCAAGAACAGAUGGAAGAGCUGAGAGAGGAGGUUUCACGUCUGACACAUCACUUGACGGAGCAGGCGGAGGAAGCGCAGCGGAAAUUGCAGUUACUGGCCGAGGAGAAGAUGUCCGUAAAAGCUCAAGUAACGUCCCUUCUGGGAGAGCUACACGAGAGCCAAAGGAGCCUGGAGAUUUCUACGCAGGAGAGAAGAAAGGUUGAGGAAAGCUUGCGGAGUGCGCAGGAGCAGCAGCGGGAAUGGGAGUCUCAGAUGAAGCAGCAGGUUCUACAGCUGGACCAGCACAGACUGCAGGUGCAGAACCUGGAAGCCGCACUGAAAAUGGAGAGACAGAACGGCAGAGAAGAGAUGAGGAAGCUGGCACAGCUCCAGUCUGCAUAUCACAAGUUAUUUCAAGAAUAUGAUUCCCACAUCAAGAGCACCCUCCAUCAUGAGAAACGGAUUACCAGCUUGGAAGUUCAGAUUCAGGACUUGAAGCAACAGCUGCAGGAAGCAGAAGAAGCUCUUGUAGCCAAGCAAGAUCUUAUAGAUAAGCUGAAGGUUGAGACAGAUGAGCAGAAAGGCCUGAAGGAAACAGUCGGUGUACUUAAGGCUCAGGCCGACAUAUUUCGAACGGACUUUCUUACAGAACGCGAAGAGCGGGCGCGACUUCAUGCAGAGAAACAGAAGCUACAGGAACAUUUAGAAGAAGUCCUGCGAGAAAGGUUGAGGAAUGAAUCUGAGGGGGCCAGGGCGAGGAUUGAUGAGAUGAGGAACAGACAUUCUGACACUUUACGGCAAAGCAUGCCCGGGCUGUACCAGCCGCCCUACGCUACUCCACCGCCUCCUUCCAUCCACCCUCUGGUAGAGCGGCAAGAAUACUGUUGCCCCAAGUGUCAGUACAAAGCACCGGACAUGGAUACUCUGCAGAUACACGUGAUGGAUUGCAUACAGUAGUUCUCCAACACCACAGACUGCUCCUCCUCAGGAUCAUGAAUGGAGAACAUGGACUGAAUGCACACUUACCUGACUGUACAAGGAUUAAAUUUUACUCUGAAGCUGAAGGAUGAUUAAAAUUUUUUGGGGAUAGGGGUUAAACCUCUGCAGUUGAUUGAAGAAAAAAAAUUUUUUUUCAAUCAUGCUCGCUUAUCAUGAAUACAACAAUCUAUGAUUCAUGUUCAAGGGAAAGUCUCCACUGCUUAUAAGGCCUCCUGCACACGAUUUACGUUCCCUAUACGGAACCAUUCAUUUUAAUAGAUCCGCAAACAGAAGGUACUCCAUAUGCCUUCAGUUUCUGCAUUUCUGUUCAAACAUAGAACAUGCC
Molecule: messenger RNA, 2220 nt
Organism: Bufo gargarizans (Asiatic toad)
Lineage: Eukaryota; Metazoa; Chordata; Amphibia; Anura; Bufonidae
Gene: IKBKG
Product: inhibitor of nuclear factor kappa B kinase regulatory subunit gamma
Exons: 15
Coding region: 159-1853 (564 amino acids)
Biological process (GO): positive regulation of canonical NF-kappaB signal transduction
Cellular component (GO): IkappaB kinase complex; cytoplasm; nucleus
Molecular function (GO): K63-linked polyubiquitin modification-dependent protein binding
Source: RefSeq, a predicted model, not a curated record